Messenger RNA from Neopelma chrysocephalum (saffron-crested tyrant-manakin), 6655 nucleotides. It is a transcript of the gene GLYCTK, whose product is annotated as glycerate kinase. Gene Ontology annotation, cellular component: cytoplasm. Gene Ontology annotation, biological process: protein phosphorylation. The transcript is spliced from 6 exons. Gene Ontology annotation, molecular function: glycerate kinase activity. The coding region runs from base 2766 to 4286 and encodes 506 amino acids. NCBI's taxonomy places the organism in Eukaryota, Metazoa, Chordata, Aves, Passeriformes, Pipridae. The record is from RefSeq and is a predicted model, not a curated record.
CUCCUUGCUGAUUGUCCUGAGGUUUCUGUGGGUCCUGACCUUGAGUUUAUCACGGUUCCUCUGGAAGGUGCCUCCAUCAGCACUUCCCCAAAUUAAGCACUUUGUGCUACCCUCCAGGUCACUAAUGAAGCCAUGAGGUGACAUGAACCCCAACAGGUUCCUUGUUGAUUACCAGCUGUCAGCUGGACCCCAGGCCACUUGUUUCUGCCCUCUGAGCUCAGUGGUCAGGCUGGUUUCCAGCAGGUUUGACUGUGUUUGCCCAGCCCUCACUCCAGUGUGCUCACAGGAGUGAUGUCAAAAACCUCACUGAAGUCCAGGCAGUUCACAUCUGCUGCUUUCCACAUUCCCCACAGCCUCUUGUCUCAGCCCAGAGGGCAGCUGUAAUUGUCAUCCUGUGACUGAUUAAGAUUCCUGGCUCUUUCUCCUCUUAUGUUAUUUCCAACCGAGGAGCUCAUAAUUUUCUGCUAUUAAUCCCAAAGAGCGUGACCUUGUAUUUCGCAGCACUGAAUUUCAACCCCUUUCUACUAUUCCAGUCCUCAAGGCUGGCAGCUUUUCAUCUUCUCUAGAAUACUAUGAUCCUUCCCUGUAUUUUAAAUGACUCUCAACUUUGAUGGCAAGUUGACUCAGAAUAGGGAGUUUGAGAAAUUACAGCAUGAAAGGAAGUAGACUUGGCAUGGACUUGGCUCCAGGGUAGUAGUGUUCUGUGUUGAGCUACAGAAGGAUUUUUAGUGAAAAAUUUUUUCUUCCUUGCAAUCCCCAGUGCAUGGGAAAAUCAUUUCCAAAAGGUAUAUAGGGAGUGAAGGGAGUGUGACCUAGAAAAACUAGUAAGAUGCAUGUGUCAAAUCCAGUUAAUUUUUUUUACUAAUCAUACUGAUCUAUAUAUAUAAAAUGCUGAACACUUAUCUUCCCUGUGCUUGGCCUUAAGCCACGUUCUCCAUCAAAGGCAAAGAGACCCUGCUGACACUUUCCUGGUGAGUAAAUCAGUCAUGAGAGCAACAUAUUUCUUCUCCAACAAACAUAUAGAAAGCCAUGUAUCUGAAACUGGGACUCCUGCGUUUUCCAGAGCUCAGCAUAUUCUCGAAACAAAGGUAUCCAGGCUCCAUCCUACUUUCUCCCUUGCCUGCCUGGCAAGCCCUCUGGUCUCAUCAUACUGCUUCUGUCCACCUUCAUCCUCUUUCCCAGGGCUUUUCCCAGGAGCACUGCAGUGAGUGGGGGCACAGGGCCUUUCACCCUGUCCCUGCACACCCACUUGUGCACUGGACCCUUCACAACUGCCCAUCCUUCCUGCAGACGUUUCCUCUCUUACCAAAUGUGAAUGAGGCAGUGCAGUAAUUUUAUGCAAAUCCAUGUGCAGAUUAAAAAAUUAAUCAAAUUCUGAAAUUUUCAUUUAAAGAGAUUAGUCUUGAAAAAUCCCCCAUCUAAUCCUCCCAGAAUAGACACUUGGAACAAGCCUUCCCCGCUUUGUUUCCCUCCUGGGUUCAGUGCAUCUCCUGGAAAAAUUUUCACGUAAUGCUUUUGGGACCAUGUGGAGCAGAGAGUUUGAGUUUCAAGCAGGGCUCACCAGGCAAAUUAAAGUUGAUAUAUCAAAUGAUAAAAGAGAUGUGUCAGUAAGUGGGAGCAGGGGAGUUUGAGGCAGUAAAAUCCCAGCUCUGUUGUACUUCGUAGGUGAACUCCCCUGGUGAUGCAAGAGAAAUGGGAGCACUGAGGCUCAGUGAGUGUAAUGUUAAUUUACGUACCAAGGGGCCAGAAGAAAGUCAUGCAGCAAGAAAAACGAGGAGCAAGAGACGCUGCUAAAACUUGCUGUGUCUGGGAGUUUACUGCUAUAAUCUGUCUUUUAGAGCUUGAGCUCAAAAUUAUCCUCAGGCAAUUGGGGUUUGAUCCAGUGCCAUCUCAAAUGUUUUCCAAGCCCCUCAGGGAUUUUAGAGUUGGCCCCGUACACGGUGGGCCAGCCACCAAUCCCUGCCACACCGGGGGAAAUCCAGAGACAUCCCAGUGACAUUAAAACUAACCUAACUUAGGCCCCCGAAUCUCUCAGCUGAAUUAGACAUUCUGGUGCAUGAAUAUUCAGCAUCCUCUGAUCUCGCAGCACCUGAAAUGCUCAGGAUGUGUCUGUGGUUGGGUUGGCCUGCAACAAGCUCAAUUACCCCAACUUCAAGAAAACCACAAGCCCAUGAUGCAAAUCCUUGAACAAACCCCCAGCCACGGCACCUGGAAUAGCUCAGCUCUGCCCAGUGAUGGCAGACUGGCCCCUAGAAAGGAAUAUUUUUCUGGCUUUCAAGCAGCUGCCAUGGAGUGAGGUGCUGGCUCAUUUUUCUCGCUGCAUGGGCAUGGCCAGCUCAUUUGUUCACUGUUUUCCUCCCCAGUGUGACUCCAAGUUUAUGGCUGAGGCUCUGCCCCACUAUGUCCAUGCUUUUGGUCUCCUGCCACCAUCCAAUUUACUUGGCUGCUUUACUACAUUUCUGCCCCUACUGCUGGAUUGUUUCUGUCUCCCUCUGACUUUGGCUCCUUGCCUGCAGAAUUGCCUUAAUUAAAAAGUUAAUAAAAGCUCCAGUAGGAGAGGAUUUCUCUUAAACAACUCACGCCUGCUGUGUCGUGUCUGGAGCUGGAGCUGAAUGGAGUCGCCAGGAGGGCACGUGUGACAGGAGCCACUGUUGCAGGUUGGAGGCUUCAGCUGUCCCAGCUCUGGAGGCCUUGCCAGUGCUGGCAGAGCGUGUACAAGCCCACCCCACAGUGCAGACUGGCUCAGCCUGGCCACCCUGUGCAGAAUGUCCCUACGAGAGCAUGCGCUGUCCCUCUUCCGCAGCGCGGUGGGCACCGUCCGCCCGGCCCCGAUGAUGAAGAGGGCUCUGAAACUCCAGGGGGAUAGGUGCCCUCAGCUGCUGGUGAAGGGCCAGGCCUUUCCAGUGAAGAGGGACCUGUACCUGGUGGGUUUUGGAAAAGCUGUGCUGGGGAUGGCUGCAGCAGCUGAAGAGAUCCUGGGAGACCACCUCGUCCGUGGUAUCAUCAGUGUACCACUCGGCAUCCAGGAGAGCCUGCAGCGAGCAGGAAUGCAGGAGAUGCUGCUGAAGCCACACAGCAAAAUCCAGGUCAUCGAGGGUGCCAAGAACAACCUCCCAGAUGCAGAGGCUCUGAAGGGAGCUGUUGCCAUACAGCAGCUGGCUGAGGGUCUGACUGCAGAUGACCUGCUCCUCGUGCUUAUCUCAGGGGGUGGAUCAGCCCUGCUGCCUGCUCCCAUCCCUCCCAUCCUCCUCGAAGAGAAGGAGAAGCUCACAAAGAUGCUGGCUUCCCGAGGAGCUGCCAUACAGGAGCUGAACAUUGUCCGGAAGACCCUGUCUGUGCUGAAGGGUGGAGGGCUGGCCCAGCUCGCAUAUCCCGCACAGGUGGUGAGUCUCAUCCUGUCUGAUGUGAUUGGUGACCCCCUGGAUAUCAUAGCAAGUGGGCCCACUGCUGCCAGCUCCCACAGUGUCCAAGACUGCCUUCAGGUACUUGCCAAAUACAACCUGCUGCACAACCUGCCCAAGUCAGUGGAAACGGUCCUCUCCAGCUCUCCCACCAAGCCCACUGCUCCAGAAAACUACUCCCAUGUUUCCAACAUCAUCAUUGGGUCAAAUACACUGGCUUUAGACGAGGCCAAACACCACGCUGAGGGCCUGGGCUAUGCAGCUCUGGUUCUGAGUGCAGCAAUCCGUGGGGAAGUCGGCCGUGUCUCCACGCUGUACUGCCAGCUGAUCCGGCUGGUCUGCCUGGGCCUCGCCGGCCACGCAGAAGAGCCCCUCGGUGAUGAGGUGAGGGGCCAUCUCCUGCAGCUGGCAGCAGAGCUGGAGAUCCCAGGUUUGGACCUCGCCAAGUUUCUACAGGCCCUGCGAGAAUUAGGGCCUGAAAGACCAGUCUGCAUCCUGGCUGGUGGAGAAACCACAGUCCAGCUUCAAGGAAGCGGCAAGGGAGGGAGGAACCAGGAGCUGGCCCUGCGCGUGGGGCUGGGGCUGCACAGGGCACAGGCCACGGAAGGCAGCAGCCCCCAAGGGAGGUGUGAGAUCAUCUUCUUCAGCGGGGGAACAGAUGGGCAGGAUGGGCCAACGGAGGCGGCAGGAGCCUUCUGCAGCCCAGGGCUGGUGGCUGAGGCGCUUCAGGAGGGCCUGGACGUGGAGGCCUUUCUUAGGAACAACGACUCCUACACCUUCUUCAGCCAGUUCCAAGGUGGGCAUCACCUCCUGGUGACAGGCUUGACGGGCACCAAUGUCAUGGACAUCCAGGCCAUUUUAAUUAGAGCCAUGGAGAGAUCAUGAGAGCUCCCUCUGUAGAUAUCCAGAUGCACUUAAUUAGAACCAGGAGUAAAUGAAAGCAUCAAUACUGCAGACAAAUGCGAACUACUUAAAUUAGGGCUCACUGUCGAGGGUGGUGGUAUCUUUACAGAAAGAAUCCACUAAUUAGACAUGAGUGGAUGUCCACAGCAAAAGCAAGCACUUGUAAUUGGGGGGAUCAGAGAAGGUAAGAGGUCACAUUGCAGACAAGGAAGCUGGAUUUAACAUGCUUGUGACUUCAAGUGAAGUUGAAGACUUAACAUGCUGCAAUUACAGUUAAAAGAUGUGGGGAAGUUGAGGCUAUGGCAGGGCUGCCAGGGAGAACCCUCACUGCACUGUUGCACCUCCAGUGAACCCAGCUCAAGAGCAGCUCAGGAGGGAGCUUUUGCAGGUUCACAGAAGUGCAUUACAAUGACUGAAGGAUGUAAAAGCAGUGACAGCAAGGCCUGCUCCCCUGAAGUGUGAAGGUGCUGGAGGGAUAUGGUGGGAACACCCAGCACCCACUCCACAUGCCAGCACAGUGCCCUGCAGCUCCUCCCACAGCAGUGUACUGAGGUGACACAGAGACCACAAGUCCAGCAUGAUGCAAACCCAGGAGUGUGGCUAAGGAGCACAUUGGCAGAGAUACUGGAUGGGUGACACAGGCAGUGCACAGUGACAUACAGGGUUCCAUACCUUCACUGUGCAGCAUAAGGAAGGGGAUGAACGAAGUGCAGUGGCUCCUCCAGCCUCCUUCCCUCCACAGGAACAUCUUCCUGCUGAUCCCUGAUGGGAGAGCCUCCGUGCCAGCAGCAUGUACGCUAUGAGCUUUCAUAGUGUUGUUUUCCAACUGCCUAGAAAACAGUCAUGCAUCCAGCCUGAGCCACUGACCUUUCUUCUGCGCUGAGGCAGAAGUCGCUGUCACUCUGAUUAACUCUGCUAAUUCCACAGAACAAAAGGCAAGGAAACCUUCACGCUCAGCUCUCCUGACCCAUGCUGCUGAGCUGAUCAAAGGGCAGAGCUGCCAGAGCUGUGCUCUGACAGGGAGCUGCUCCCCCACAUGUACAAGGACAUGGUGGUUUAUCGUGGUUUUGUCACCUACUGCAGCGUGAUAUGCGGGAGAGCAGAGAUGAGCCGGGUUUCCCAGGAUGUGCAGCCCACAGUGAGGCUGGAUUUCAGAAGGGCUUUGCCUGUAGCAACAGGCACGUUGAUGGUUUUGGCUGGAUAUUCAAAGGACUUCAGCUCAGCAGCCAGUAUGACCCAGCACGUCCGACUCCUUUUGAAUAUCCGGCUGUUUGUUACAGAGCCUAAGUGGGAGCUGAGCUCCUUUGAAAACCCAGCUAUAAUGUAAUAGGACACGCUUGACUCAGACUCUUUCCAGACAGACCGACCUACUCCGUGUGGCUGAUCUCAUCUCGUGACAUAAACACACGGUUGUGCCAACACCGUGAGUCGUGGUGUAUCUCACUGAGCAGUCGUUCUGCACCCGCCGGGAUCAGAGAGUGGAUUUUUGAGGAGGAUACAACACCUCCUAUUUUGGUUUUGAAGCCAACAUCUAACAAGUAGGGAUAUCAGCAGGACCAUCACGGGGCCCAGUAUUGAUGCCAGGCUGGCAGCUGGACUGUCUGGGCUACAGCCCAGGCACAGUGUAAGGCACAAGCCUGGGGAUUUCAAAACCCUAGUCUUGCCUGGGAUGGUUUAAACCCAUCCACGCAUCUCACUUGUCCUCAGAGUCUGAAAGUCUUCUGUAACAUGCCUGAACUUGCUCACACUGGCAAACAGCUCCAAGAUCUGCCGGGGGAAGUCUGCCAAGCGUUAUAAAGCUCCCUGUGCCCCUGUAAUGUCAGGGGAUGGUUGUACAGGAGAAGCUGCUUUGUGCCGUGUGCUUUUCUCCAGAGGUCGCUGGCAGGUCGCCUGCUCCAUGCCCAGCAGGCCAACUCCACAGGGGCACCAACGCACGGAGAUACAGCCACAAGUAUGGGCUGCAGCCAGGAUAACUGGCUAAAGCUGGCUCCACAGUGCUGGGAAUGCUUCCUGGCCAGUUCUGCUCCAGUGGAAUGCAGAGUGACUCCAGUUUCAGGCUGGGGUGCCUGGCAGAAGGGUCACUGGCACCUUCAGCAGCAGGUUCAGUGUGCCACAGGCCCACAAUAACCCCCUGCCCACAGGUCUGCCACACUGCUGAGCACCACGCUGGCCCUUGGAGCUGCAGCCAAGUUCAGAACACCUUGGGCUAGUGCUGACUGGCUUCUCCCAGGAAAUGCCUACCCCAGAUACCCUGAGCAGUGUCCUUGCUUUCUGAAUGGUGGCUUUUCACUAGCAAUUAAAGAAUGUGUGUUGGAGAGGAGAAAAGGCUAAUAAAAGAUUUGUUGAAAGGA